Macrosiphum euphorbiae (potato aphid) is the source of this 342-nucleotide messenger RNA. NCBI's taxonomy places the organism in Eukaryota, Metazoa, Arthropoda, Insecta, Hemiptera, Aphididae. The record is from the annotation of a GenBank genome assembly.
AUGAUACUGUUGAAUUUAUUCUUGUUGUACUCGCCCAUCAAGUCGGAGACGAACGGCAAGUGGUACGAUACGUGCAAGAAGUGUCAGGCUGACCCUUGCUACAAACAAUUUUAUAGGCCGUGCCUUUUCAGAAACAACAAGUUCUACUGUUUUACGUGUCAUUCCAAAAAUGGCCACAGAAAGUUCUACACCGAAAACGGAUGCCAGAAGCAAUGCACGCAAAUGGGGAUGAUGUGCGUUUGUUUAGACUCGUGUUACGAGUGCGUUGCAAAAGGGGUCAGGUCUAAUCCAGCGAGUUGCAGGGAGGCCACCGAUGAUGAAAUGAAUAAGUGCAUUUAUUAA